Messenger RNA from Gambusia affinis (western mosquitofish), 2853 nucleotides. RefSeq names its product potassium inwardly rectifying channel subfamily J member 6 (gene kcnj6). The record is from RefSeq and is a predicted model, not a curated record. Lineage: Eukaryota; Metazoa; Chordata; Actinopteri; Cyprinodontiformes; Poeciliidae. Gene Ontology annotation, cellular component: plasma membrane. The transcript has 3 exons. Gene Ontology annotation, biological process: regulation of monoatomic ion transmembrane transport; potassium ion import across plasma membrane. Bases 234 to 1469 code for a protein of 411 amino acids. Gene Ontology annotation, molecular function: G-protein activated inward rectifier potassium channel activity.
CUCUCUCUCUCUCUCUCAGGGUGGAGGCAGACCGCAGAUCGUCUCUUUCCGUGGAUGGAUGCAGGCAGCGGAGGAAGGGGAGGAUUGGCGGUUCUCGGUUCUCGGUUCUCGGUUCUCUUCCUCGGUCUCUGGUUGUGUUUUCCGGAUACCUGCACCAUCAUCAGCGCGACUUAAGAUGAGCUGAGGACUGAUUAUUGAUCCGCUGCAUCAGGCUUGAAUCUCCCUGAGACCAAAUGGAGCAGGAUGUGGAGAGUCCGGCCGCCGUUAGGAAGCCCAAACUGCCCAAACAGGCCCGGGAAGACCUGCCCAAGCAGCUGGCAGAGGUAGACCGAGCAAAGAAGAUCCAGCGCUACGUCCAAAAAGAUGGGAAGUGCAACGUCCACCACGGGAACGUCCGCGAGACCUACCGCUACCUGACAGAUAUUUUCACCACGCUGGUGGACCUGAAGUGGCGGUUCAACCUGUUCAUCUUUGUGCUGGUGUACACGGUGACAUGGCUGUUCUUCGGCCUGAUGUGGUGGCUCAUCGCCUAUCUCCGUGGCGACCUGGACCAUAUAGCUGAUGAUCAGUGGACUCCGUGCGUCAACAACCUCAACGGCUUCGUAUCGGCCUUCCUGUUCUCCAUAGAGACGGAGACCACCAUCGGCUACGGAUACAGAGUUAUCACGGACAAAUGCCCCGAGGGAAUUGUUCUGCUUUUGGUCCAGUCAGUGCUGGGGUCCAUCGUCAAUGCCUUCAUGGUGGGCUGCAUGUUUGUUAAGAUCUCGCAGCCCAAGAAGCGAGCGGAGACUCUUGUGUUUUCCACCAACGCCGUCAUCUCCAUAAGAGACGGACGGCUGUGCCUGAUGUUCAGAGUCGGAGACCUCAGAAACUCGCACAUCGUAGAGGCUUCGAUCAGAGCCAAGCUCAUCAAGUCAAAGCAGACCAAGGAAGGGGAGUUCAUUCCUCUCAACCAGACAGACAUUAACGUAGGCUACAACACCGGCGAUGACCGGCUGUUCCUGGUGUCACCGCUCAUCAUCUGCCACGAGAUAAACCAGCACAGUCCCUUCUGGGAGAUCUCCCAGGCUCACCUGGCCAAGGAAGAGCUGGAGAUCGUUGUGAUCCUGGAGGGAAUGGUGGAGGCCACAGGGAUGACGUGUCAGGCCAGGAGCUCCUACGUCAGCAGCGAGAUCAAGUGGGGUUACCGCUUCAUGCCCGUCCUGACGCUGGAGGACGGCUUCUACGAGGUCGACUACAACAGCUUCCACGAGAUCUACGAAACCAACACGCCCGCCUGCAGCGCCAAAGAGCUGGCCGACACGGCCGCCCGCACCCGGCUGCCCCUCACCUGGUCGCUGGCCAGCAAGCUGAGCCAACAGGGGCUGGCCGAGUCGGAGCAGGACAGCGAGGCCGGCCCGGAGAGCCAGGACAAGGCGGCCGAGAGGAACGGGGAGAUAGCCAACCUGGAGAGCGAGUCCAAAGUGUAGCGAGAACCGAGCGGCUCAGCCAGCGCACUGCGGGAGGGAGAACUGUAGAAAUCCUUUACUAGAUCCGCUUUUCAGAUUCACACCUGGAGAACCAGAACAUGUAGACAUGAGGCCACAGCUGGACUGAGAAUCCUCUGCAUGUUUCAGCUGUUAUGUGACGUUUCCUCAGAUCCCUGUUAUUUUUUCUAACCAGAUACUCCUAGGGGCAUUUGAAAAAGUAUUUUUGUACAUAUUAUAAUCAGUUUUGAAUUCUUUGUUUUGUUUCUGUGUGAAUAUCUACAUGAUGUUUGAUACUAAUACCUUUAGAUUAGUUCUGUAUAUAUUUAUGCCUUACUGUAUGUAUAAAGCUUUCAAUAAUCUUUUUUCAGAAAUAUAUCGACGCAUGUAACAGUUCAUUUAUCUGGUAUUCUGCACAAACUGGACAACAUUAACGCUCUGAGACAAACAUGGAUGGAUGCAAGCUCUAGUUGAAACCAAUGAGGAAUUCUUCCCCAGAUGAAAAGUGUGUGUUUAUGAUUGAACUAGACCAAGCCAUGACUCGCUGCUUGCAGCUGAUCCACUUCAGACAACGGCCCUUUAAAACUGCAUUUUGUCACUUUUUUGCACACUGGAGACUCCUUGUCAGGCGCAGGAUGUUAGCUGAUGUUCUCCAAAUUUUCCUCACAUGUUACCUAAAAUCAUAGACAAUAAUAAACAUUAAGUUUCUUAUUAUGCACCUGACAAUUUAUUUUGCUUGUUUUUGUUUUCACAAAUUGUUCUGGUUAAUAGACUUCAUAUGAUUUACUCUUUGAAGCUUAAAGUUCAAGCUAAUAGGCUGUAAACAAUGAAUAGACACAAUUAAUUGCAAACUAAUGGAUUAUUAGAUUAAAAUUGGUUGCAAUCCAUUAACUAAUGUCCGCUCUUGGACCUUGUUUCAGUGCUGUACUUUGGCCGCCAUCCAGCAGAGGGCGCCGCUGGUCGUCCUUAAAGGGAGCCAUUAAUGCAGAAGUAAAGAUGGCGGACUGUCCCGGAACCGGAAACAGAAACAUUCCAAACAGAGUUCGGUGUUGGAUGGAAACGAACUUUAUUCGGUUCUGUUCGUUUAACUGCAGCGGUUUCAGCUUCGUGUCGCUCUUUCAGACGAACUGCGGAAACUUUUCAACCAGCAGCUGCGAAGACGGAAAGUUUAAAUAAUUUCAUUUUUCUAUUCAGCAAAAGCUAGGAGGUUGCUGUUUAUUUAUACAUGUUUAAGUUGUCUAAUAAUACGAGAAAACAACAAUUUUCUGUUUAUUCAGUCAGUAAAUUAAGAUUUUAUGUUUUAAUUUAUGCAACUUGUGAAAAAUGUAACCCUUUGUGUUUUGGAGAGACGGUCGGCCGUUUUGAUUAAAGAGAAAAUUACAAAUUU